AUGUCUUCACCUCGGGCGAUAAACUUUUUGAACUUCAACCAAAUAGGAUCAUGUAUAUCGAUGGGGACAUCGAAGGGAUUCGAAAUCUUCAACUGUGAUCCCUUCGGUAAAUUUUAUUCUGAUGAUAGCGGAGGAUAUGGAAUUGUUGAGAUGCUAUUUUCGACUUCGCUACUGGCAGUUGUGGGGGUUGGUGAUCAGCCAGCCAUGUCGCCCAGAAGGCUCCGAAUUAUAAACACGAAGAGACAUUCGAUAAUAUGUGAAGUGACAUUCCCUUCCACAAUUCUUGCGGUGAAAAUGAACAAAGCCCGUCUUAUUGUUCUUUUACAAGAUCAGAUUUACAUCUACGACAUCAGCAACAUGAGGCUGCUUCAUACCAUCGAAACCGCUUCGAAUUUGAGAGGCUUGAUCGCAGUGUCACCUUCGUUAGAAAGUAACUACCUUGCAUAUCCGUCUCCACCCAAGGUUAUUAAGUCAGAAAUCAAAGGUCAUGCUACAACAAACAAUAUAAGUCUAUCAUCUAAUGAUACAGGAGUGAGCCCGAACUCAAACGCGGUUGCAGAUCCAGUCUCAUCUUCAGCACAGCGACCAAUUGCAGGUGACUCGACGGCUGGGACUAGUUCUUCGGUAGAGGUAGCACAUAAUUCAAUUACACCCACGCUCAAUCAUAACAACCCAAAAAAUGCCAAUAAUAUCAUGAAAAAUGGAGAUGUGAUUUUGUUUAAUAUGCAAACGCUUCAACCAGUUAUGGUGAUUGAGGCACACAAGGGUGAAAUUGCAGCUUUGUCUAUGAGUCGGGAUGGAUCACUACUUGCCACUGCAUCGGAGAAGGGGACGAUCGUGAGAGUUUUUUCAGUUGAAACAGGUUCUAAGGUUUAUCAGUUUCGAAGGGGAACUUAUCCCACCAAGAUCUAUUCGAUGUGUUUCAGUGACGAUAAUCAAUUCCUGGCUGCCAGUUCGUCCAGUAAAACUGUCCAUAUUUUCAAACUCGGCAAUGCAGCUUCUGCAACGGGCGCUGUGGAUGCCCACAACAACAGCGACCUAGAGGAUCAAGAUGCCGACGAUUUUUCCAUCGAGGAAGUGGAUGACGGUGAUCAAGAGGAAGUUGUAUCAUUGGAUCGAACCUCCACUGCGAGUUAUGACUCGUCGCAGGCCGAUAAUCACCUCAAAGAACCGGUAGUGGAUGCAUCAAGAAGAACUGUAGGUCGCAUGAUAAGGAAUUCAUCUCAAAGACUCUCGAGGAGAGCUGCGCGAACCUUAGGUGCUUAUUUUCCUUCGAAGGUGACGUCCAUAUUGGAGCCUUCUAGGCAUUUUGCGAGCCUGAAACUCCCGAUCGAAACUGGAGCAACGAUAAAGUCUAUCACAACCAUUGGCCAACUAGUCGAUAUUGACACUGCAGAAUAUCCCGAACUUUUCGAGAAUAGUUUAUGGAAUGCUUCUGCAAAUGAGCCGAAGGCUAGUCCGAUGAAGAUGAUACCAGUAAGGGUCAUAUCAUCUGAUGGCUAUAUGUACAAUUACGUUUUGGAUCCAGAGCGGGGUGGUGAUUGUUUGCUGCUCAGUCAGUUUUCAUUAUUAACGUACUAG
Lachancea dasiensis is the source of this 1581-nucleotide messenger RNA. NCBI's taxonomy places the organism in Eukaryota, Fungi, Ascomycota, Saccharomycetes, Saccharomycetales, Saccharomycetaceae. The record is from the annotation of a GenBank genome assembly.